CGAAAGAGCAGCCCGUCCGGGCUUAUCUGAUAUCUCCAUUCCAAACCGGCAAACCCUAGACAUCUCUCUCUCUCUCUCUCUCCUCGAUCACGCCUGCAGGAAACCGAGUCUCUCUCUCUCACCUCGAUCGCGCCUCCAAGCAACCGAGUAUUGUCUGUCUGCCGACUUCUCCAGCCCACCAAGCAGCGUUCCUUCGAAGCUCACCAAGCAGUCGUUCCUUCGCAGCUCACCAUAGCAGUCCAGCUCCAUCCACCGUCCACGAUAUAAAGGAAAGAGGAAACAGAUGGAUCCGGAUUCAGUGAAAUCAACUCUGUCUAACUUAGCAUUUGGAAAUGUGAUGGCAGCUGCUGCUCGUGAUUAUCAGAAGGAGUUGCUUGCUCAAGGGAAGCCACAGGCAUCAAGUUCUUUCAACCAGGAGGUCGACCUUGAUGAGUUGAUGGAUGACCCGGAGCUGGAAAAAUUGCAUGCAGAUCGGAUUGCAGCUCUCAAGAAAGAAGCUGAGAAGCGGGAAGCAUUAAAAAGGCAAGGGCAUGGAGAAUACAGGGAGAUUACUGAGGGGGAUUUCUUGGGCGAAGUUACCAGUAGUGAAAAAGUGAUUUGUCAUUUCUAUCAUCAGGAGUUCUAUCGCUGCAAGAUAAUGGAUAAGCAUUUGAAGUCCCUAGCACCAAGGCACAUUGGUACAAAGUUCAUCAAGCUGGAUGCAGAGAAUGCACCCUUCUUCAUUGCGAAACUAGGAGUCAAGACUUUGCCUUGUGUCAUAUUGUUCAGACAUUCUUGUCACAAUUUUUACUCAGGAAAGGAAUCGCAGUUGAUAGGCUGGUUGGAUUUCAAGAUCUUGGAGGAAAAGAUGAUUUCACCACAAAGACAAUGGAAGUGCUACUAAUAAAGAAAGGUAUUAUUAGUGAGAAGAAAGAAGAUGAAGAUGAAGACAACGAUGGAAAUCAUGAAAAUAUGCGCAGGGCAGUGAGAUCCUCAAUGAAUCCUGAUUCUGAUUCCGACUGAAAAUGGAAGAAUUGCACUUAGUCUACAUGGAUUCUCAUUUUAGGUCAUUUGGGUGAGGAGAGGGUUUUAAACGCGUGUGUUGUUAAAUUCACUUAUAAUUAAUUUGGAUUUAUCCCAAUGGCUUUCUUUUUGGAUUCUGAUUACUAAAUACUAAUUUGGGGAAUUUCUAUGUGUGUGGAGUGUUUAUGGGACACCAAGGAUUCAUGAAAGUAAUGGAUGGUUACAAAAAGGUGUAGUUCUUGUUUGGUUA
Molecule: messenger RNA, 1252 nt
Organism: Juglans regia (Persian walnut)
Lineage: Eukaryota; Viridiplantae; Streptophyta; Magnoliopsida; Fagales; Juglandaceae
Product: thioredoxin domain-containing protein PLP3B-like
Exons: 9
Coding region: 284-883 (199 amino acids)
Cellular component (GO): cytoplasm
Source: RefSeq, a predicted model, not a curated record